CAGCGAUCGCGACCCAGGCAGGCAAGGCGGCAACCCGCAAGGCAGGCCACAGGAAAAUUGUUGAAAGGCACCCUGAUGGCAUGCUGGCCAGGCGCGGCCCGGCGCCCGAUCUGGCAAGUCGCGGCACGGCGGCAAGCGGCGUCGAAGAAGACCUGAGAGAUCUGGCUCUUGGCCUGCUUGGCCUUGCCUGGGCAGCUCCAGCCCUCCAGCCUCAGCCGUUUCGUCGCACGCACGUACGCGUGCACGCUGUCUCAUCAUCAUCAGCACCAACGGCGACAGACAGCUUUCAUCAGGCCCCCCGCAGAAGGAGGGCAAGGCAAGAGCCACGCCCCACACGAACCGCGCUCUCCACGCCCCACGCUCCGCACGAUGCGCGCUGCGCUGCACUAGGGAAAGUGGAAGGGCGCGUCCCCAGGCGCGGCUCGCGCUCAACACACACACUCUCUAACACCCACACACGGUUCCUCCGGCCUCGCAACGCACCGCAACGCAACGCCUUCGUAGCUAGCUACCCUAAACUAACGCCUUGCCCCCCCGACGCCGGGCCUGAGCCUCGCUGUCACGCAAUCACGGCUGCCGAUGAGGCCCGCGCUGGCGCGCCACCGGCUCGUUGGCCUACCUGGGCCAAUUUCCCCGAAACCGGCGAAACUGCAAAAGAAAAAAAAAAAAAAAAAAAAAAAAAAAAAGAAAAAAAAAAAGGCGCCUCUGGGGGGAUGGGGCGGGCGAGGGCGUUGGGUUGCGAUAGGGGUUUUGAGUGGCGGCGCCUCGGAGGGCCAGAUUGUGGGAGGGAUGAAGGGAUCAUGGAUGGAGGAGAGAUAGAGAGAGAGAGAGACAGAGGAGGGUGGUCUAGAACGCUGGCUUGCGUUCCGGCAGGGCGCCUGCAACACCUACUGCAUGUGAUGUGUACUGCUUGCUGUACGGGUACAGACCUGCCCGUUUGAAAGCCAAUGCUGCGAUGGUUGUGGCAGCCAGCCAGCCAGCCCUUCCCCUCCCCCCGUACCCAUUGGCACGCUUCCCCACAGCGGAGACGGCGGGCGUGCGUCCCGGUGCAUACAGCCGCAAAAAGAAAAACUCAAUGGGCGAGCUGUCCACGAGUUCUUCCGUGGGCACACGGGCGCGCCUUCCCGCUUGGGGUAGAUUGGAAGGUGUAUUCUACAAUACCUACCUAGCAUAGCAUAGUAUUGGGGGGGAAGGGAUAUCGCUAUCGCGGGACGGCCAGGUACCAUC
This is a messenger RNA of Aplosporella prunicola CBS 121167, 1227 nucleotides long. RefSeq lists its product as uncharacterized. Lineage: Eukaryota; Fungi; Ascomycota; Dothideomycetes; Botryosphaeriales; Aplosporellaceae. The transcript is spliced from 2 exons. The record is from RefSeq and is a predicted model, not a curated record. The coding region runs from base 81 to 941 and encodes 286 amino acids.